AAACACCAGCCAAAAAGCCAGAGCUCCAGUGGACCCACCUGGUAGAGAAGAGGCCCACAGGGGGGACUCACUGGCAGGCCAAAACCACCUGCACCACCCCCAACUGGAGCCACCACACACUCAUGGCUCCUCAAGCUAUGCCCAUACCACAGCUGAAUGGAAUGAUCUAUACUGGCUAUGCUCCAGCACCAGUCGCUUUUCCCAUGACGACACAGCAACUGCCUGUUUAUGGAAUGAUGCCUCCUCAUCAGAUGGGACAGAUGGGUGGAGUCCCUAUGAUGGCACCACAGUCUAUGAUGUACAACCAGCCUGUCCUGCGACACACCAAUCCAUUCGCCCCCAUGCCAGGAGCCCAGGCUUAUUUUCCUAUGCAGAUGCACUUCAUGUAGGACCGGGAGUAUUUUACCAUGACAGCAAAGCAGAGAGACAAAACAAACCAAUCCAGAACCAAAUACAAUGCAAGAUAGAGGAGCAGAAGAUCGGAGUGGAGACAGACUGGAGACGUGUUGGUGUCCGUGCUCUUUCAGUGGCCUCUGUGGAAUAGAACCUCUGUUACAUUGUGUAUCAUGACUGAUAGUCCCAUCCAAAUCUUUUGAAAAGUCACAGCUCACAUUCAUUUUGUAUUUGAUUUGAUCAUUUGAAUGGGUAAUGUUCUGUCUGUUGAACCCAUGGUAUGAUAUAUUCCAGUUUGGAGCUUGGCCCUUUGUAGUGAAUUCCAGACAACUGCCAGCCCCCAUCCACCAGUGUCUAUCUCUUUCUCUAAGAGUUUGCACGCACUUUAAUCAAUGUCUACAUGCGCAUUGUCCACUUAGCAUCUCAUACAAAGCACUACAGUACCGUUACGUCUUUUCUCUCCAAGGCUCAUGUCAGAGUUGCUGUUCCCAUCAUUGUAACAUGGAUAAGUGUGUCCUUUUUUGUGUGUAUUUAAAUCAAUGUACACCACCAUCAGUAUUCAUUCCAUUUUGCUGUAACUGCAAAUUCCAUAGCCAGCUGUAGUAAGACCUUGGAUAAAUGGCUUGGAGACACAUGUUGUGUGUAUGUACUGUGUAUCUGUCUGAGGGCUAGGUAGCACUCAGACAUCUAAAUGUACAAAGGCUAUUGUGUAUUGUUUUCAUAGGUUCCUGUGAAAGCUGUGGUCUGCAUGGCAUUGACUGGCCACUGUGCUAGUUCGAAAUGGAGCACUCCAUGUCUACAUACAUCCACAAACUGAAAGUAUUACUCCUAUGAAAGCAAUGAAGAAGGUCCACUCAUAAUUUCAUAUGUAACCGUCAUAACACAUUCUGCCUCUGCUGUCCCGUCCAUUGUUCGCUCUGCUUGAGGUUGUUUUAUAUGAUCCAUGUUUCUUGAGCUGCUACAACAGAUUCUGCUCUUUGAAACUGGUUGCGUUUUCUAGAUAGAUGUGCUGUUCUUGUAAUGGUCCUACCAGUCUUGCCCUGUCUGUGAGUAAACGUUGGGAGAGUGUGUUCUUUGUUUUUCUUCUCCAGCUAACUGUAUUGCUCCAGGUUGAGGCCUACUGAGUUGUUGCGUCUGUCGUUGUGUUUCUGAGUGGCAGUUAUUGUAGUGUAGCUCCUCACCAACCACUGGGGAAUGUUGUUGAGGAGCUCUUUCUGAGACUGCGUCCUGAGACAGUGAAACUGACACUCGCUCUAGUAAAUCAGCAACUAUCUGACGUACUGUUGCUGACUCCAGCCCCAGAGAGAGCCUAGCUGUCCGGAACUUUAGCAGAAGGCAGGGGACAAGUGAGGAGGAAGUACAGGGAUCUGUAAAUGUGAUCACGGGUCAUGUCUGUCAAACUCCCAAAAGAACUAACGAUGACAGACCGCAUAUAUAGCACAAACCCUGGAGGGGUUAGCGUUCUACUGCACAAAACUAAAACCAUUGCUGGGAUGUACAGUCGAAGGGGCUGGGGAAAGCUUUGUUUUCUAUUGAUUGUGUUUCUCUAUGUCCAUGCCUUCCCCGUGAGAUAAACAGGGUAGUGAUCCUCCACGAGGCCUCCCAGCUUCUGGGUCCUCCGAGGUCAAUGAGGUCACUGAAGUCAUCCAGGCAAUCCGGUAGGGUGUAUUUAGCAAUGAGUAGUCAAGUGUUGUAACGUGUCUCAAUACAUGUCCGUCGUCUGUUAGAUUGCUAUAGAGCCUCUCAUUCUGCUAAUCAUUGGCCUGUCGGACUACUGCAUUCUGAUCUGUGACCAGCCCACAUUGUGUAGAUGUUAUUUGAAACGUUGUAGUUCAGUCUCAAUGUCCUCUGUGUCAGUUAAAUGGUUUCAUGCAAGAUUGUGCAGUCCCAUAGACCAAUUCUGACCGUUCUGCUGUCCUCUGUAUAUAACCUCAUGUGUUUUUGAUGUGUUCUCUGUAAGUGAUGGCCCAUGGAGAGACAUGGGUUGUUAUAGCUGUGUCUGUGGUGGGGUUAUUGUGUUUGGAGAUGUCAUGGGUUGUACGUCUGUAAUGUUUGUCUACAUCUUGAUGAGGGAUUGGCGUUGGGUUCAACAGUAUCACAACUUGUCUACCAAGAGUGUCUUCAUUGUGGCAGUGGACACUGUCCUCUCAGUCCGUACAGGAACAUUUUGCACCAAAGUCAUCAAGCGCAGCUUUCUCAAGGUCACCUUGCUGAUAUCCAAUUUGAAGGAAUUUGAUUUCAGAGACAAGUCUUUAUGCAUGAUUAGUGUUGUCUUUUUAUUGACUUGUGUGCCCGGUAAAAAGCAUGAUCAUGUGUGAAAUUUCACUUACCGUGUGCUUGCUAAACAAUAUUUUACUUACCUCUUUACAGAAGCAUUCAUUGGAAUUCAUAAAUGUGUGUCCCACCAGUAAGACGUCUGUGUUGCAUUCGAAAUGCAAUUCGGAAGCUCUAUCAAAUCAGUUAUGAGACCACACGUUUGUGAAACAACAUGAAUGUGAAUGACAUGCAUCACCCUGCUAGCUAGACAUUAGUCUGCAAAACCCCUCUUUAUUAAAGCGUUGCUAUUUUCAAUACAUUUGUUGAAUGCUUGCUCUUUUUUGAGUACUCUGACAACAUUUUUGGACAUCUCUAAGGAUUUCUUGUCCCCUUGUCAUUGGACCACAUCAUUCUUUGCCAAUAAGCUUCCUUUGUGUUUGCAGUGGAAAAUCUCACUCCCAUAUCUUUUGGCCACUGAAAGAUGUUCGACAACAUGCGUUUUCACUUUUUGCCUGACUUUCUCUGGUUAUAUAUAAUAUAUGCAUAUUUCACAAUGUGAGAACAGUAUUACCUACUGUAUACCAUACUGUCUGUCUGGAAACUGUAAUUUUUCCUGUGAUGAAAGCAUUGUCCAGGAUGUCCUGUUUGAGGAGUGAGGGCCCAUACCUUUUGAGUUUCAUUUUGUUUUUGUACAUCAAAUGGAUUGAUAAUACAUAAUACCCUGUAUUGUCAAUGAUACGUUACAUUGUUAUAAACAAUUGGUUCUUAUUUUAAAUGCAGAGGUUGUUGUUUUUGGAAUAAAAUAGAAUAAAAUGUCAUAUUUUG
Molecule: messenger RNA, 3474 nt
Organism: Salvelinus fontinalis (brook trout)
Lineage: Eukaryota; Metazoa; Chordata; Actinopteri; Salmoniformes; Salmonidae
Product: phosphatidylinositol-binding clathrin assembly protein
Source: RefSeq, a predicted model, not a curated record